AUGUGGUUGAACCCGGCAAAAUGCACCUUCGGGGUAGCCAGCGGAAAAUUCUUAGGGUUCAUGUUGUCAAAAAGGGGUAUAGAAGCCAACCCCGACAAGUGCCAAGCCAUCAUCAACAUGAAAAGUCCUCAUAACAUAAAAGAAGUGCAGCGGUUGGCCGGACGAAUCGCUUCCCUGGCACGUUUCCUGCCAUGCAUGGCGGAAAAGUCAAAACCCAUAAUGUCCUUGCUGAAAAAGGCCACCAAGUUCCAAUGGACUAAGGAAUGUGAGUCGGCUUUUCAGAACUUCAAGACAAUACUCACAACUCCACCAUUGUUAAUCAAACCGGACCCUGGUCUCGACAUGAUAGUAUACAUAUCAGUGUCGGACAAGGCCAUCAGCACCGUGUUGGUGCAAGAAAGAACGGAACAGAUGCCAGUGUACUUCGUCAGUCGAGCGCUACAAGACACCGAGACGAGAUAUCAACAUCUUGAAAAGACGGUCUUGGCUCUUGUACAUACCGCCAGGCGCCUUCGACACUAUUUUCAGAGCCAUCGGGUGCUCGUCCGAACAGACAGCCCAAUAACUAAGGUCUUGCGCAAGCCGGAAUCGGCAGGGCAAAUGGUCGCCUGGUCUAUCGAGCUGUCUCAGUUCGACAUUCGUUUCGAACCAAGAGGGCCCAUCAAAGCACAAAGCAUGGCCGAUUUCGUAAAUGAGUUCACGCCACAAAUAGCCCCCGAGCCCCCCCUCUGGACCUUACAUGUAGACGGGUCGUCAAACCAACGAGGCAGUGGCGCCGGCAUUAUUUUAGAAGGCCCUGGGCAGGUAGUGAUCGAACAGUCCUUGCAGUUCGGCUUUAAAAUGUCCAACAACCAAGCCGAGUACGAAGCCCUUUUGGCAGGCCUGAGGUUGGCGCAGGACCUGGGUGUUACCAAGAUACAAUGUUGGAGCGAUUCGCAGGUGGUGACAGGACAAGUUAAUGGUACUUUCCAAAUCAAGGAACCAACACUGCUGUUAUACUUCCAUGCUUUCCAGAAACUGAAGGGUAACUUUGAAGAUGUCCAAGUUAAGCACACACCCCGAGAGCUCAACACGAGAGCCGAUCAGUUGGCUAAGCUAGCCAGCAGCAAGAAAACCAGUCAUUUGCGCAGCAUGAUGCAGCAAGAACUACACAGGCCAAGUAUUACCCAAGCUGAAUGUUUGCAGGUUCAGCAAGCAACGCCCAAUUGGAUGACUGGGAUAGUCGAACAUCUCGCAACCGGAUCAUUACCCACUAAUCCCUUGGAGGCAAAAAAGAUGAAAGUCGUUGCGGCUCGAUACACCUUAAUUGCUGGGGAAUUGGAAAUCCACGAAGGCAUAUGUGGAACUCACUCGGGCGGCCGAACUCUUGCCACCAAGGUUAUCCGAGCAGGAUACUAUUGGCCAACUCUACUGACGGAUUGCGUCAAUUUUGUUCAACAGUGCAGGCCUUGCCAGCAGCAUGGACCCUUGACGCAUCAACCACCCGAGGAGUUGCAUUCCAUCACCACUCCUUGGCCGUUUUCUAACUGGGGAAUGGACAUAUUGGGGCCGUUCCCACCAGCAAAAGGCCAAGUUAAGUUCCUCCUUGUAGCCAUCGAUCAUUUCACUAAGUGGAUCGAAGCAGAAGCAGUAGCUACCAUCACGGCCAGCAACGUACAGAAAUUCUUCUAG
Molecule: messenger RNA, 1671 nt
Organism: Cajanus cajan (pigeon pea)
Lineage: Eukaryota; Viridiplantae; Streptophyta; Magnoliopsida; Fabales; Fabaceae
Source: RefSeq, a predicted model, not a curated record